This is a messenger RNA of Thamnophis sirtalis, 3994 nucleotides long. The record is from RefSeq and is a predicted model, not a curated record. NCBI's taxonomy places the organism in Eukaryota, Metazoa, Chordata, Lepidosauria, Squamata, Natricidae.
CAUAGCCCUUUCUCCGGGUGGCAAAGGCAGAGCUGCAAGCAGAGGACAAGGAGGAUGCCAAGAAGAGCACUCUGGACAACAGGGAAUGAGAAGCAACCUUAAAAUGCAAAACAAACCAUCAAUCAACAUUUUUCCAAUUUUCUCCAGAAGUGUCAAAACACUUCUUCCUCAGCAAAUGAGAGACAGGGGAGAGAAUAAUAAGAACAAAGUUUUCAGCAGGAAAAAAUAGAGUAUGUGGAACUGAAGCAAACAUUACCUAAGAAGUCAAGGGAGAUAAGAUCGGAAUAACAAAAAAGUGGAAAUACCGGGGAGUGGAAGGGAAAAGGUUCCCUGGACAGCCAAAAUGGACAGGUAUGAAUGAAAAUCUAUGACGAAGGAAUGGAUGGCUUGAAUCAAAGAACCUCCAAGUAACAGAUCAGAAAUAUUUUUGGCCUCCUCAAGAGUCCAAGAAUAACAGUGUGGAAAAAAAGCUCACAGACUGCCUAUUGUGGGAAUAACACAGAUUGCAGAUCUCAGCUGAUAUGGAAGAUAGGAUCCACCCAAUGAAAACCCAUACAAAUAUUUGGAGUGCGGCAAGAGCUUUACUCAAUAACUCUUCCUCAUGAUUCAUGGAAGGACCCAUAUUGAAGACAGGCCCUACCAAUACUCCCAAUGUGGCAAAAGAUUUAGCAUGCAGACCAAUGAGAGGACUCACACUAGGGAGAAACAUUUUGAAUGUUCGGAUUGUGGGAAAAGGUUCACACAGAAUUCUGACCUGGUGGUACACAAAAGGACUCACACAGGAGAGUCUCCGGAUUGUAAGAAAAUUUUCAGUCAGAAUUCCAAUAUGGUGGCACAUCAGAGGAUUCACACAGGAGAAAAACCAUAUGAAUGCCCAGUUUGUGGGAAAAGUUUCACUCAGAAUUCCAGCCUGGUGGUUCACCAGAGGACUCAUACAGGAGAGAAACCAUAUAAGUGUCCAGAUUGUGGGAAAGGUUUCACUCAGAAAUCCAAAGUGGUGGUACAUCAGAUGACUCACACAGGAGAGAAACCAUAUGAGUGUUUGGAUUGUGGGAAACGUUUCCAGCAGAAUUCCAACCUGGUGAUACACCAGAGGACUCACAAAGGAGAAAAACCCUAUGAGUGUCCUGAUUGUGGGGAAAGUUUUGGUCGGAAUUCCCACCUGGUGGCACAUCAGAGGAUUCACACAGGAGAAAAACCAUAUGUAUGUCCAGUUUGUGGGAAAAGUUUCUGUCAGAUUUCCAGCCUGGUGAUUCACCAGAGGACUCAUACGGGAGAGAAACCAUAUAAGUGUCCAGAUUGUGGGAAAGGUUUCAGUCAGAAUUCCAAUCUGGUGAGACAUCGGAUGACUCACACAGGAGAGAAACCAUAUGAGUGUUUGGAUUGUGGGAAACGUUUCCAGCAGAAUUCAAAGCUUGUGAUACACCAGAGGACUCACCGAGGAGAGAAACCAUAUGAGUGUGUUGAAUGUGGGAAAGGUUUCAGUCGGAAUUCUGACAUGGUGAUACACUGGAGGACUCACACAGGAGAGAAACCAUAUGAAUGUCCAGAGUGUGGGAAAGAUUUCAGAUAUAGGUCUAGCCUUAUAAAGCAUGUAAGGACUCACACGGGAGAGAAACCAUAUGAAUGUCUGGAUUGUGGGAAAAGGUUCACACGGAAUUGUGACCUGGUGGUCCACAAAAGGACUCACACGGGAGAGAAACCAUAUGAAUGUCCGGAUUGUGGGAAAGGUUUCACACGGAAUUCUGACCUGGUGAUACACAAAAGGACUCACACAGGAGAGAAACCAUAUGAGUGUCUGUAUUGUGGGAAAAGUUUCAGUCAGAAUUCCCACCUGGUGGCACAUCAGAGGAUUCACACAGGAGAAAAACCAUAUGAAUGUCCAGUUUGUGGGAAAAGUUUCUGUCAGAAUUCCACUCUGGUAGAUCAUCAGAGGACUCACACAGGAGAGAAACCAUAUAAGUGUUGUGAUUGUGGGAAAGGUUUCACUCACAAUUCUAGCCUGGUGGUACACAAGAGGACUCACACAGGAGAGAACUUAUAUAACUGUUUGGAUAGUAGGACACAUUUUAGUCAGAAUUCCAAGUUAGGGAUACACCAGAGGACUCACACAGUUGAGAAAUCUUAUAAGUGUCCGGAUUGUGAGAAAUGUUUUACUGGCAAUGCCAACCUGGUGAUUCACCAGAGGACUCAUACAGGAGAGAAACCAUUUGUAUGUUUGGAUUGUGGGAAAAGUUUCAGUCGGAAUUACAACCUGGUGGAACAUCAGAGAACUCACACAGGAGAGAAACCAUAUGAGUGUCCAGAUUGUGGCAAAAGUUUCAGUCAGAAUUCCAAUCUGAUGAGACAUCGGAGAACUCACACAGUAGAAAAACCAUAUAAGUGUCCAGAUUGUGAGAAAAGUUUCCAGGAUAAUUCCAACCUGGUGAAACAUCAGAGAACUCACACAGGAGAGAAACCAUAUGAGUGUCCAGAUUGUGGGAAAAGUUUCAGUCAGAAUCCCAACCUGGUAAUUCACCGGAGGACUCAUACAGGAGAGAAGCCAUAUGAGUGUUUGGAUUGUGGGAAAAGUUUUAGUCGGAAUUACAACCUGGUUGAACAUCAGAGAACUCACACAGGAGAGAAACCAUAUGAGUGUCUUGAAUGUGGGAAAAGUUUUAGUCAGAAUUCCCAUUUGGUGAUACACCAGAGGACUCACACAGGAGAGAAACCAUACGAAUGUCCAGAUUGUGGGAAAGAUUUCGGUACUAGGUCUAGCCUUAUAAAGCAUGUAAGGACUCACACAGGAGAAAAACCAUAUGAGUGUCCAGAUUGUGGAAAAAGUUUCAGUCAGAAUGACAACCUGGUGAAACACCAGAGGACUCACACGGGAGAGAAACCAUAUGAGUGUCUGUAUUGUGGGAAAAGUUUCAGUCAGAGUUCCCACCUGGUGAUACACCAGAGGACUCACACGGGAGAGAAACCAUAUAAAUGUUGUGAUUGUGGAAAAUGUUUCUCUCGAAGGUCUAGCCUGCUGAUACACCAGAGGAUUCACAAACGGGAGAAACCGUAUGAAUGUCCAGAUUGUGGGAAAAGUUUCCAGGAAAAUUCCCACCUGGUAGAUCAUCAGAGGACUCACACAGAAAAGAAACCAUAUAAGUGUUCUGAUUGUGGGAACAGUUUCUCUCAUAUUUCUAGCCUGGUGGUACACCAGAAGACUCACACAAGAGAGAAACCAUACAAGUGUCAUGAUUGUGAGAAAAGGUUCAGUCUGAAUUCCAACCUUAUGAAACAUCAGAGGACUCACACAGGAGAAAAACCAUAUAAGUGUCUUGAAUGUGGAAAAACUUUUAGUCGGAAUUCCUGCCUGGUGACACAUCAGAGGAGUCAUACAGGUGAGAAACCAUAUGAGUGUUCAGAUUGUAGGAAAAGUUUCAGUCAGAAUUCCCAUCUGGUGAGACAUCAGAGGACUCACACAGGAGAAAAACCAUAUGAGUGUUCGGAUUGUGGGAAAACUUUCCAGGAUAAUUCCAACCUGAUGAAACAUUGGAGGACUCACACAGGAGAAAAACCAUAUGAAUGUCUUGAAUGUGGAAAAAGUUUCAGUCGGAAUUCCAGUUUGGUGAUACACCAGAGGACUCACACAGGAGAGAAACCGUAUGAAUGUCCGGAUUGUGGGAAAGAUUUCAGUACCAGGUCUAGCCUUAUAAAUCAUGUAAGGUUACACAUUGGGGAGUAAUCAGUCAAGGACCCAGAUUGCAGACAAUUAUUGUUUUGGACAAAAUCUCUCCCUAAUCAGAUAUAAGAAAUUGCACUUGAGGCAAAAUUUCUGUAGAGGACUGUUGAAAUUUGUUUCUUGUUUCAUUUGAAUGCCAGUUGAGCAGUUUACCAUUUAAUUUCUUUCAUGAGUCUUAUAAUGAAACAUCUCUUAUUAUCAAACAUGUGGGGUGGGGUAGGGUGAUCUAUAUUAGGUAUGUUUGCCACCUUGAGUUAUUUCUACAUAUAAUAAAUGGGG